This is a messenger RNA of Homalodisca vitripennis (glassy-winged sharpshooter), 1107 nucleotides long. Its product is annotated as COMM domain-containing protein 4. The record is from RefSeq and is a predicted model, not a curated record. The coding region runs from base 296 to 871 and encodes 191 amino acids. The transcript has 11 exons. Lineage: Eukaryota; Metazoa; Arthropoda; Insecta; Hemiptera; Cicadellidae.
CAGCUGGCAAUAAAUAGUUUUACCGGUUUACUCCAGCUGUUAUGUAGUAAACAAUAACAUUAAGUUAACCUCUUUAUUGUUAGUUGUUGGAUGUUAAAUUGAUAUAUUAUCUAUGUUCAAGAGUUUUUCCAUUUAGAAUUUUGAAUUAUCCUCUUGUCAGACAGACUGAAUCUCCUCUCAUCCACGAACUGACACUUUGAUGUGAUUCUACGAUUAAAACUGGCAAAAAGAGGUUUCUACUAGAAAAUCCUUUCUACAAAUAUAGAUUUGAAAGUAUAAGGCGCCAUAGCAGAAAAUGAGGUUCCGGUUCUGCGGGGAUGGCGACUGUCCGGACUGGAUUCUAGCUCAGAUCAACACACUCGCCAGAACGAGCUCAAUAAAAAUGAAACUGCUGUGCCAAGUGGUGGCUGAAUCCAUCGUGAGCGAGACACCGAUAAAUUACGAAAAGGCCAAAAAACUCACAUCAGAUGCCAAAUUUGAUGAAGACGAGGUGAAGGCGACUGUGUCUGCUCUAACGUACAUCCUAACCAGUGCUGCCAAGUACGGAGUGUCUGAAGCCAUCCUGUGCAAUGAGCUUCAGCAGAUCGGCUUCCCUCGGGAACACGGGCAGGCAUUGUGUCGCGUUUAUAGUGAUCAGGUGACUGCACUAACAGGACAUCUGCGGAAGGUGAGUUUGCGCACAGCUCGUUUGGUGGAUGUGAAGACAAAGGCACGCGGGACACAUUGUGAUCUCACUCUCACAUAUUGGAGCGCUGAGACAGGACAAGAACACACCAAGAGCCUCACAGUGUCUAACAACAUGUUGGCUACAUUGCUUCACGACCUAAAGAUAUGCAGUGACAAGCUUCAAAGUCUGCAAAACGAAAUAUAAUUGGAAAAUUGAUCUUCAUGAAACAUAAGAAGAUUGAUGACAUUCCAGGAAUUAUUUUUCAAUAAAUUAACUAUAAAAAAACAUAAGGAGUUUGCAAAGUUUUUUCAGUAUGUAUUAAACAGAUCAUAUAGCCUUCUUGUAUUAAAAUACAACUUAUAUUUAAUGACAUGUUUACAUUAUGGGUUAAUAAAUUGUUUUUCAUUUGUAAAUCAAUAAAUAGUAUUUAAGCUCAACAA